AUUUCAGUUCCAACAGCCCCACCCCCUCCAACCCCCCGCUCUCUCUUUCUCUCUCUCCCCUAUAUCAUUUCUUCCACGUUCUUCCUUAUAUUAUCAACAUAUCAUAUCUCUAUGACUCCUUAAUUGUUAUACCAUUUAUUGUUUUCACCCUUCUUCUUAUCCAUCGUCUAUCAUGAUCGUCAUCUUCUUCCUUAAAACAUUGCUUCUUGGAUUCCUACUAGCAACACCAUAAGGUGUUGGGAACUAUGACCCUUAAGGGUGGUACAAGCCACGCCUGCGCUGCAUGCAAGUAUCAAAGGAGAAGGUGCUCCGCUGAGUGCCCUCUUGCUCCUUACUUCCCUGCUGAACAGCCAAAGCUAUUCCAAAAUGCUCACAAGUUAUUUGGUGUCCGCAACAUGUUGAAGAUACUAGAGCAUUUGGAGCCUAGUCAGAAAAAUGAGGCAAUGUGGUCUAUCAUCUGCCAAGCCAAUAUCCGAGACAAGUCUCCGGUGUACGGCUGUUGGGGGAUAACGAGGCAACUACAGUACCAAGUGCUUCUGGCAGAGGAGGAGCUUCAAGCUGUUAAUGCACAGCUUGAGAUGUACCGGCAACAACAUCAGCAGCAUCAGCAGCAGAUUUCUUCUAUGCCCAUUGAUAUGACCUCGCAGUUAGAAUUAGGCAUGGCGCCCCCCAGCAAUGCCCUUUCACUUUUCAACCAUACUCCACAGCCUUACAAUGUCGUCCCUGCUUUGCCUGUAACACAACAACAGCAAUCUUACUCUAAUAGCAGCAAAGCUGGUUACAACUCCUCUGCUUUCAUGGAUACCAAGGAUAAUGCUGCAAACCCUUUUUGGGUUCAACAUUCUUUUGCCAAUAACAAUAACAAUUCAAUGGCAACAUUUCAGUCUCAGUUGGCUGCCUCCCAACCACUCGCUAUCCAACAAGUAGUUCAAGACUAUGAUGAGAUGCAUCCUUUCUUUGACACCAUUGAUGACAGACAAUCAUACAUUGAUUCCAAAGAGGCUUAUGAAUCAAGCUCGGAAGAAUCCUUGAAAGAUACAAACCAGUCAAUUGAGCACGUUGCAGAGAAUGAAUUGAAGAGUGCUGCUGCAUGCUUCAGUCUUACCAGCGUCAACUGAUCAUAUGAGCCCAAGAACAGUAGCUUGUUUCCCAUCUGUAUUCUUUUUCCCCAAAGUUGGUGCAUAGAAUAAAUUCCACAAUUUUGAGAUUUUUUCUUUUUUCUUAAUGUCACCUAUUCUUUGAACAGCUCAUAGUCGAUUUUCUAAUCAAUAUUUGAGAUAUUCCAUGUUUCUAACUACGUUGGUAUUCUUUUGUUUGUGGGAAUCAGUGAAUGUUUCUCAAACUUAGCAGAUUUAAAGCAGAGGUGCUAAUUGGUGCCACAUUUUAUGCCGAUCUAUUUUCUUCUUCGCUAUCCACCUAUAUAAGUUUUCACUUGAAUUUAUCAUCGGAUUUGGGCCAAAUUGGAUAGAGCUUUGGCUUAUCCGUGAGUAUUGUGGAUUAGGAAGACUUUGACUGCAUGCAGUCCUAUGCUCAUCUCUGCAGAAUCUGAUUUUGUUCAUUAUAUAUGGUUCUACCCCAUUUUGAUUCUUGAGGAUGUGAUGAACCAACCCAUAAUGUUUUCAAAAAAUUGGUGCGGAAAAGCUGGUCGUAGCCUGUUCUUGGAAGUCAUUGGUUGGUGAAACUUAUUGCCAAGCUUAAUUAAAAAUUGGAACAAGACGGUCCUGUUUGGUAGAGUGGAGCAACAACUACAACUGCAGCAAUUAGAGGAUUCCAAUGUAGAGUACUUCGAGGUAGAUCUUGUUAACAAAGGGAUGGAGCUGGAGAAGUCUCUUCUACAGGAGGAAAUACUUAUUAAAACAGGAGGCCCGAGAGAAGUGGUUCAAGAAAAGACACAUGCUAAUACGAUGUAAUUUCCUCAUGCUACUCUCCACAAGAUAUACAUGAUGAUCAUGAAGCAAUCAAGUAUUUUUUUUAAUGAUCUGCUCUCUCUUCAAGUGAUUCUAUCCCUAGCUACUCAGUCUUGCUUAUUUUAUUACUCGGUGUUGUUGUAUUGGAAAGGAAAAAUGAGCAGUUAUACAGAAUGCCUUCAACUGAGGAAGUACUAAAAGAGGUUUUGCAUGGAAGACAUUCUUCUUGAUAGCAGCCCGAGUUCGGAUGGGAUUAUCUCGAGCUUUUACCUUGAAUAUUGUUGUAGGUAUAUCGUGAGGGUGGAUGUGUGCAUGGGAGGCUACAAAAGACUUCAUUAAUGAUGCUUCUUUUCCUCUUUUUUCUUGAUCCUCAUCUUCCUGAAGGGAAGAAGUAUGGCUGAAAAUGUGUCCCUUACUCAGGAACUUGUGCUUUGUCUCAAUAAAAAGAUGUAAGGAGAUGCAAUUUAAUGGUUAAAGUUGACAUGGCCAAGCUAGCUAGGUAGGCAUAUGAUUGAUUGGAAUAUUGGAAA
Messenger RNA from Juglans regia (Persian walnut), 2437 nucleotides. Its product is annotated as LOB domain-containing protein 27. The coding region runs from base 246 to 1118 and encodes 290 amino acids. The record is from RefSeq and is a predicted model, not a curated record. Lineage: Eukaryota; Viridiplantae; Streptophyta; Magnoliopsida; Fagales; Juglandaceae. The transcript has 2 exons.